Molecule: messenger RNA, 1216 nt
Organism: Ornithodoros turicata
Lineage: Eukaryota; Metazoa; Arthropoda; Arachnida; Ixodida; Argasidae
Gene: Nup50
Exons: 7
Coding region: 335-1186 (283 amino acids)
Biological process (GO): protein import into nucleus
Cellular component (GO): nuclear pore
Source: RefSeq, a predicted model, not a curated record
UGUAGAGCAAGAAGUGUGAUGAGGCGCUAUUUCUGAAAUGCGUGCCCCGGAUGAGAAAAUAUUUUAACUUAUUAGCGUCUUCCAGGCAGUACCGUUUACCGAUAUGCCCAAGGAUUAGUUUUGUGAGCCCCUCAAGGUGGACGUUGUUCUUAUUGGGUUUGAGAAGCACUUCUGCGCAAGUAGAAAAAAAAAAAAAAAGAAAGUUUAACGGAGCACACAUUUUGCGGUCACUGUGCAAGUAGUACGCUUCGAAGACAGGUGGUUUCAUAUUUUCCUGUGAUUUGGCUUUCAUUCUACUGUUAGACAGUGACAACAUAACAGACACCCAAGAGAAAUGGCCAAGCGACGAGCAGAUAAAGAGAUGAACCACGACAAUUGGGAAGAUGAUGAUGAAGAUGAAGAACCAGGGCAGUUUAAGCAAGCUCAUCCGGAAGAAAUGAAGCGGAGAGUUAUUAAAAUUGGGAGACGCAGUGCAACCAAUACUCCAAGCCCAUUUUCAAAGUUAACCUUUGGGGACGUCAAUGGAACUUCAAAUCCUCCCGAAUUCCUGGGCAAGCUCAAGUCCCUGAACGAUUGUCUCGUGCGGUGGAUGAAACAACACAUGGAAAACAGUCCGUACUGUGAUUUUACCCCAGUGUUCAACGACUACCAAAGACACCUGCAAGAACUCAAGCAAAAAUACCAUGCAGCAAAAUCCCCUAAAACAACGGGCUUCAAGUCUCUACCAAAAUUGAGCCUCACAGUUGACAGCGUCCACAACUCUACUGGAACAACAUUGGAGACAGGGGAAGAGGCUUAUGUGCCUCCAAAAAAUGAGUUCACUGCGGUGCAAGAGGAAGGUGCCAUAUACAGUAAAAGGUGCAAGCUCUUCUACAAGAAGGAUAAUGUCUACGUGGACAGGGGAGUUGGAACAUUGUACUUGAAACCUAUGGAUGGGAAACACCAGCUUCUCAUGAGAGCAGACACAAACUUAGGGAACAUAUUACUCAACAUCUUGUUAGUUCCUGCAUUGCCUGUGUCGAGACUAGGAAAUAAUAAUGUGGCUCUCGUGUGUGUCCCCAAUCCUCCCAUCCCAAACUCCGAGGGUCCCACAACUCUUCUGCUACGUGUGAAAACUGCUCAAGACGCCGACCAACUGAGAGAGACCAUCGAUAGAUUGAAAGAAACUUGUGUUUUGCAGAAAUAAAGCCAAAGAAGAGCUUUUAUUUUGGAGAUA